UCAUUACCAAAAUCCAACCGGUAAUGUAGUUGAAACCUCCGCCCCCUCUACUCUCUUUCGAUACAUCCAAUAAAAACUCAUUCCUACAAAAACAACAACCUACGCCAUUCUUUUUCCCUUCAAAAAAUCAUCCCCAUUUUUCUCCAUUCUCCCCAAAAUGUCGUCUCAUCUCCUCCAAACCACCUUUAUGCCCACCACCCCCAUCGCCCUCCGCCGUGCUUCCAUUUUCCCCGCCACCCAUUUACGCAGAACCCAUGUAAUUGAAUCCAAGAUCCGUGAAAUUUUCAUGCCUGCACUCAGUUCUACAAUGACUGAGGGCAAGAUUGUCAGUUGGGUCAAAAUUGAAGGUGAUAAACUUGCUAAAGGUGAAGCAGUUCUUGUUGUUGAAUCAGAUAAAGCUGAUAUGGAUGUUGAAUCUUUUUACGAUGGUUAUUUAGCUACUAUUAUUGUUCCUGAAGGUGGGUCCGCUCCUGUGGGGUCCACCAUUGCUCUUCUUGCUGAAUCUGAAGAUGAGAUUGCACUUGCAAAGGCGAAAACUCCGAUACCCACUUCGACUUCCAGUCAAGAAACGACUACUCCGGCUGCUGCUGUAAGCGAAGAGGUGGUUUCUCCGGUAGCAGCAGCUGCUGGAGUUUCACCCUCCGAUGCGGGGCCCGCGAAAAUGGCAUCGGUCGUUCACCCUGCAUCAGAAGGAGGGAAGAGAGUGGUGGCUUCACCAUAUGCUAAGAAAUUGGCUAAGGAAUUGGGUGUGGAGUUGAGGGGGUUGGUGGGUAGUGGGCCUAAUGGGAGGAUUGUGGCUAAAGAUGUUGAAGCAGCCGUUGGAUCAGCUGCUUCAACGCCUGCUCCUGUAGGUAGUGUGGUCGGGACCACAGUGGCGCAGCCAAGUGGCGGUGCACCGGUGGCUCCAGCAGUAGAAUUGGGGACAACUGUGCCAUUCACGACAAUGCAGAAUGCAGUGAGUAGAAAUAUGGUGGAGAGUUUGGCUGUUCCAACUUUUAGAGUGGGGUAUACUAUUACUACUAAUGCACUUGAUGCUCUCUACAAGAAGAUCAAGUCGAAAGGAGUGACAAUGACAGCAUUGUUGGCAAAAGCCACAGCACUUGCAUUGGCUAAACAUCCUGUUGUGAACUCCAGUUGUAGAGAUGGGAAGAGUUUCACGUAUAACAGUAGUAUUAACAUUGCUGUUGCAGUGGCCAUAGACGGUGGUUUGAUUACUCCUGUACUUCAGGAUGCGGACAAGGUUGAUAUAUACUCAUUGUCAAGGAAAUGGAAGGAGUUAGUUGAUAAGGCUCGGGCUAAGCAACUCCAACCCCAUGAAUACACCACAGGCACUUUUACUCUAUCUAACCUUGGGAUGUUUGGCGUUGAUCGCUUCGAUGCCAUCUUACCUCCAGGAACUGGUGCAAUUAUGGCUGUAGGAGCAUCUCACCCUGCACUUGUUGGUACCAAAGAUGGUCGAAUUGGCCUGAAAAACCAAAUGCAGGUAAAUGUCACUGCUGAUCAUCGGGUGAUAUAUGGUGCUGAUUUGGCUUCUUUCCUGCAAACCUUAGCACAGAUAAUUGAGGACCCUAAAGACCUUACUCUUUAGGCUUAUUCUCAACGUGCGGAGAUUAGAGUUUUUGUAGUGUAUUUGUGUUUAAGUUUCAUCAACAGAAACCAGAUGCUGUAACAUCUGAAGUAUAAUUCAGAAGAUCAAUUGGAAUGGAUGAUUAGGUCAUUUAUUUGCUGGUGCUUAGUUAAUCUUUUUCCUUUUUUUGGGGGGUUAAGUGUAAACUCGUAAGGACAUUUUUCAUGGCUGUCAUAAUUUAUGGUCUGAUGAUAAGGUCUUCGUUGAUUCAUCAUUUAAAUGUUACAUUUACAAAGGAUGCUGCAUAACUUUCAAUUGAUUUUUAUAUUCAAGAGUUUUCUGCCA
Molecule: messenger RNA, 1912 nt
Organism: Nicotiana tabacum (common tobacco)
Lineage: Eukaryota; Viridiplantae; Streptophyta; Magnoliopsida; Solanales; Solanaceae
Product: dihydrolipoyllysine-residue acetyltransferase component 5 of pyruvate dehydrogenase complex, chloroplastic
Biological process (GO): pyruvate decarboxylation to acetyl-CoA
Cellular component (GO): chloroplast thylakoid; chloroplast envelope; pyruvate dehydrogenase complex
Molecular function (GO): dihydrolipoyllysine-residue acetyltransferase activity
Source: RefSeq, a predicted model, not a curated record